Molecule: messenger RNA, 1483 nt
Organism: Musa acuminata subsp. malaccensis (wild Malaysian banana)
Lineage: Eukaryota; Viridiplantae; Streptophyta; Magnoliopsida; Zingiberales; Musaceae
Source: RefSeq, a predicted model, not a curated record
GAUUUGGCAUUUGUUGUGGAUGGUUGGGCCCUUGAAAUAAUUUUGAAACAAUAUAGAGCUGUGUUCACCGAGUUGGCAAUCCUCUCGAGAACCGCGAUCUGCUGUCGUGUGACACCUUCCCAAAAGGCUCAGCUUGUCGAGCUUCUAAAGUCAUGUGAUUACCGAACUUUGGCAAUUGGCGAUGGUGGAAAUGAUGUCAGGAUGAUACAGCAGGCUGAUAUUGGUGUUGGGAUUAGUGGACGGGAAGGCUUGCAAGCUGCAAGGGCAGCUGACUAUAGCAUCGGAAAAUUCCGGUUCCUUAAAAGGUUGAUUCUUGUUCAUGGGCGCUAUUCUUACAACCGAACAGCUUUUCUCUCACAAUACUCCUUUUACAAGUCAUUGCUGAUAUGUUUUAUACAGAUAUUUUUUUCUUUCUUUUCAGGUGUUUCUGGAACCAGCUUAUUUAAUUCCAUUAGUUUGAUGGCUUAUAACGUCUUCUACACUAGUAUACCUGUUUUAACAGUUGUCCUAGACAAGGACCUUAGUGAGAAAACAGUGAUGCAGAACCCACAGAUUUUAUUAUAUUGUCAAGCUGGAAGGCUCUUAAACCCGAGCACAUUUGCUGGAUGGUUUGGUCGUUCAUUAUAUCAUGCAUUAGUUGUUUUCUUAAUAACUGUGCAUGCAUAUGCUGAUGAGAAAAGUGAGAUGGAAGAGCUGUCAAUGGUCGCACUCUCUGGAUGUAUUUGGUUGCAGGCCUUUGUCGUGACAAUUGAGAUGAAUUCCUUCACAAUCUUGCAACACCUUGCUAUCUGGGGUAAUUUUGCGGCUUUCUAUUUCAUCAACUCUUUAGUCAGUACCAUACCAUCAGCAGGAAUGUACACCAUCAUGUUUCGCCUCUGUAGACAGCCGUCGUACUGGAUAACUGUGGUUCUUAUUGUUGCAGUAGGAAUGGGUCCAGUGCUAGCCCUCAAGUACUUCAGAUAUACAUACAGAUCAAGUGCCAUUAAUAUACUUCAGCAGGCGGAGCGAUCUCGUGGACCCAUCUUCUCAAUGGGGGGCCUUGAGUCGCAGCUCAAGUCCCUAGAGAAGGAUGUUGCUUCAUUGUCGACAUCCCAGAGUAAAUUCAGGAACAGUGUUUAUGAGCCCCUGCUAUCAGCAUCUGACCCCCCUCCAACAUCUACCAGAAGGUCCAUAGGACCUGCAACAUUUGAUUUCUUACAACCAGCGCAAUCCAGGCUGUCCUCAUCUUACUCAAGAAAUUGCAAAGAUAAUUGAUUUUUUUUUUGUCAUUUUUUCAGUACAAAGAAAUGUGAAAUUUCUAUUGUGAAAAGAACUUGAAAGAAGGAAUUUCCUAUAGAAAGUUCGAUAUGGAAUUUUUGGACUGUUGUCAAAAUGUACCUACCGUAUAUAGAAUCAAGAAUGCUUAGGCCUAACAUAAGUGUUUUAUGCUCAUUGAGAAACUCAAUGCUGAAGGACAUGCCAAAAUAAAAUGCAUAUUCCAUAA